CUGCUGUACCAAACUCAAUGCUAGGUUUAUAUUAACCCCCGCUGUACCAAACUAAAUGCUAGGCUGGAAGCCAGGGGCAAAUAAUGUGUGAGUUGAGAUGAUUCAGACAGCAACGUGAACAUGAUGUUCUUAUUGAGGCGCAUUGGUCUAUCACUGUUAUUAUGUGGUUGUCUUAAGUUGACUGCACUAACAGUAAGUAGCUCUGGAUAAAUGACUAAAAUGACUUGCCUGGACUGUACGAGUGUAACGAGUGCGUUGAUCCAAUUCCCCCCUCACAGUGCCUUCAGAGGGGAAUACACUGAAUACAAAGAGGAUGGGAUCUACACCUGUGUUGUCUGCGGCUCCCCGUUGUUCAAGUCCGAGACAAAGUUUGACUCUGGAUCAGGUUGGCCUUCCUUCUAUGACCUGGUGACGGAGGAGUCAGUCACUGUAACAGAUGAUUUCGCCUACGGGAUGCACAGAGUUGAGACCAGCUGUAGUCAGUGUGGUUCUCACCUCGGACACCUGUUUGAUGACGGCCCCAGACCCACAGGGAAACGAUACUGCAUCAACUCUGCCUCUCUGGGCUUCCAGUCAGCCUCCGCCUCUAGCCCACCCAGCAACGGAGAUGGGGUAGGAGCUGGGGCAGGAGCUGGGGCUGGGGCUGGAGCUGGGGCAGGAGCUGGGGCAGGAGCUGGGGCAGGAGCUGGGGCAGGAGCUGGAGCUGGGCCAGGUGGUGCGGUCGGGGGUAAGACUGAGCUCUGAGUAAAAGGUCUCCUUGGUCUUGGACAGGAUUCAGGAAUACAGGAAGUACAGGCACGGUCACUCACUCCUUAUCCUAACUGGUAGCCUAGGUCCUGGUCGAAAUGUUACGAACAGAACAGAGAACAGCUGGAGAAUAUAGGUUACACAGAACCCGAAAAACAGUCAUCCAACUAGGUUACACAGAACCCAAAAACAGUCAGACAACUAGCUUACACAGAACCCGAAAACAGUCAGACAACUAGAUUACACAGAACCCGAAAACAGUCAGCCAACUAGAUUACACAGAACCCGAAAACAGUCAGACAACUCGGUUACACAGAACCCGAAAACAGUCAGACAACUAGGUUACACAGAACCCGAAAACAGUCAGCCAACUACAGUCAGCUCAAUAAGGGGCCAUCAGCACCCCUUAGAAACAUGUGGAACAUGAUGCAUCUUCUGUGCUCAUGUGGGUUACACACACCCAAACACAGUCGGUCAAACACAGUCAGUCAAACACAGUCGGUCAAACACAGUCGGUCAAACAGUCGGUCAAAUGACCCCAGUGGCCAUGCACCAAGCUGGCCCACCUCUGGCUCCCAGCCUUAAUAAAGUCCCAGACCUCUACUGUACUCUACAACCGUCUGAGGAGACACAUGUUGGGAUGCAGUUUCACGUUGCUCACAUUGCUUUUGACCGUUUACAAGUUUAGAUCAUAUUUUAAAGUGUAUAUAUAUAUCAACUGUUAUAUAUUUUUCUUUCUAGUAUAUUUAAAACUUUAUGCUUUUUUUUUUUUUUUUUU
Molecule: messenger RNA, 1525 nt
Organism: Oncorhynchus masou masou (cherry salmon)
Lineage: Eukaryota; Metazoa; Chordata; Actinopteri; Salmoniformes; Salmonidae
Product: methionine-R-sulfoxide reductase B3-like
Exons: 4
Coding region: 211-744 (177 amino acids)
Biological process (GO): protein repair; response to oxidative stress
Cellular component (GO): cytoplasm
Molecular function (GO): peptide-methionine (R)-S-oxide reductase activity
Source: RefSeq, a predicted model, not a curated record